AUCUGCGAGCCACCACAGCUCUGGUAGUUUUACAAAACUAUCCUCUCUCUUUCUGCAUUUGCCCAGUCAAGGGUAUCUUUGGCUGAGGUCAGAAUAAUGCUGUUAGUUCUGCUGAUGAUUGCGUAGCAACACAGAGCAGCUCAGAGAGGGGAGGAGGAGGAAAGAGAGAAGGAGGGCAGGGAGGUGGGAGAGACAGAGGGAGAGUGUGCAUACAGCAGCUGCCGGCAUCCCUGUCUCAGGGACUUCUUUGCUGAUUCACAGAGGCAGCCCAGCCCUGGCCUCCCAGCUUCCAGUUACCCAGCUGCUUCGCAGACCUGACAGAAUCAGAAGGUACUAAAUGAUCAAGAGCUUGUCUGGUGACCAUCCUCAUCCCUCCAUGAUCUUCCGUUCUUAUGCAACUUAUGGUCAUGCAGGGAUGCCCUUAUACCCUCCCACGAUGUCGUGAAUGGUGGGCUGCUGACGGGUUCCAUCACAGCAGCAGCCUCCGAUGCACCUGCCCCCAGCCUCAGGUUAGAGCUGCUAUAACUGCCCCUGCACUUCCUUGGGAUGGUGCUGGGGUCCCCUGCCUAAAUCCAAAGCUGCUGAACGGGUCUAUUGGUGCUGUUGGCCCCCUGGAACCAUCAGCCAUGAAUCUGUGUUGGAAUGAAAUAAAAAAGAAGUCUCACAACCUCCGUGCUCGCCUAGAGGCCUUCUCAGACCACAGUGGAAAGCUUCAGCUUCCUCUCCAAGAGAUUAUUGACUGGCUUAGCCAAAAGGAUGAAGAAUUGUCAGCUCAGCUGCCCCUACAAGGGGAUGUGGCCCUGGUGCAACAGGAGAAGGAAACACAUGCGGCCUUUAUGGAAGAAGUCAAGUCCCGGGGCCCCUAUGUCUACUCUGUGCUGGAGUCAGCUCAAGCCUUCCUGUCUCAGCAUCCAUUUGAGGAACUAGAGGAACCUCAUUCUGAGAGCAAAAAUGCCUCCCCCAGACAGCGGGUCCAGAAUCUUAGCCGCUUUGUGUGGAAGCAGGCAACAGUGGCUAGUGAACUGUGGGAGAAGCUGACAGCCCGCUGUGUGGACCAGCACCGCCACAUUGAGCGUACUCUAGAGCAGUUAUUGGAGAUCCAAGGGGCAAUGGAGGAAUUGAGCACUACUCUGACCCAAGCUGACGGAGUCCGAGCCACUUGGGAGCCCAUUGGAGAUCUCUUUAUUGAUUCACUACCAGACCAUAUCCAGGCUAUUAAGCUAUUCAAAGAAGAAUUCUCUCCCAUGAAAGACGGAGUGAAGUUGGUGAAUGAUCUGGCCCAUCAACUUGCCAUUUCUGAUGUGCACUUAUCAAUGGAGAAUUCCCGAGCCCUGGAGCAAAUCAACAUCCGGUGGAAGCAGCUACAGGUGUCAGUGGGUGAGAGACUUAAGCAGCUCCAGGAUGCUCACCGGGACUUUGGGCCUGGGUCACAGCACUUCCUCUCCUCCUCUGUCCAGGUUCCCUGGGAAAGAGCAAUUUCGCCCAAUAAAGUUCCCUACUACAUCAACCACCAGGCGCAGACCACAUGCUGGGACCAUCCCAAGAUGACUGAGUUAUACCAAACCCUAGCUGAUCUGAACAACAUUAAGUUCUCAGCUUAUCGCACUGCCAUGAAGCUCCGAAGAGUCCAGAAGGCCCUGCGCUUGGAUCUAGUAACUUUAACUACAGCCCUAGAGAUCUUCAAUGAGCAUGAUCUGCAGGCCAGUGAGCAUGUGAUGGACGUGGUAGAGGUCAUUCAUUGCCUGACUGCCUUAUACGAACGGCUAGAGGAGGAAAGAGGCAUCCUGGUCAACGUGCCACUAUGUGUAGACAUGACCCUCAACUGGCUUCUCAAUGUUUUUGACAGUGGUCGCAGCGGAAAGAUGCGGGCAUUGUCCUUUAAGACCGGCAUUGCAUGCCUCUGUGGCACAGAAGUGAAAGAAAAACUUCAGUACCUCUUCAGCCAAGUGGCCAACUCAGGCAGCCAGUGUGACCAACGCCAUCUCAGUGUCCUGCUUCAUGAAGCCAUUCAGGUGCCCCGUCAGCUGGGUGAAGUGGCAGCCUUCGGGGGCAGCAAUGUGGAGCCUAGUGUCCGUAGUUGCUUCCGUUUUAGCACUGGGAAGCCAGUCAUUGAAGCUUCCCAGUUCCUGGAGUGGGUCAACUUGGAACCCCAGUCUAUGGUGUGGCUGGCUGUUCUACAUCGGGUCACCAUUGCUGAGCAAGUAAAGCAUCAGACCAAGUGCUCUAUCUGUAGGCAAUGCCCUAUCAAGGGGUUCAGGUACCGGAGUCUGAAACAAUUUAACGUGGAUAUCUGCCAGACCUGCUUCUUAACAGGCAGGGCCAGCAAGGGCAAUAAGCUGCACUACCCCAUCAUGGAGUAUUACACCCAGACUACAUCCAGUGAGAACAUGAGGGACUUUGCUACAACCUUAAAGAACAAAUUCCGCUCAAAGCAUUAUUUCAGCAAACACCCUCAGCGAGGUUAUCUGCCUGUGCAAUCAGUGCUAGAGGCUGACUACAAUGAGACACCGGCUUCUUCCCCAAUGUUGCCACAUGCUGAUACACACUCUCGAAUUGAGCAUUUUGCCAGCAGGCUUGCUGAGAUGGAAAGUCAGAAUUGCUCCUUCUUUAAUGACAGCCUGUCCCCAGAUGACAGCAUAGAUGAGGACCAGUACCUGUUGCGGCACUCCAGCCCCAUCACAGACCGGGAACCCGCCUUUGGACAGCAGGUUCCAUGCAGCAUGGCCACAGAAAGCAAGGGAGAGCUGGAGAAGAUACUGGCUCACUUAGAAGAUGAGAACCGAAUUCUCCAGGCAGAGCUGAGGCGCCUGAAAUGGCAGCAUGAGGAGGCAGCUGAGGCACCCACCCUGGCUGAGGGCUCCACUGAGGCCACACUGGACCACCACAAUGAGGAGCUUCUGGCUGAAGCCAGGAUCCUCCGACAGCACAAGAGCCGCCUGGAGAUGCGCAUGCAGAUCCUUGAAGACCACAACAAACAACUAGAGUCCCAGCUGCAGCGCUUGAGGGAGCUGCUGCUACAGCCACCCACGGAAUCAGAUGGCAGUGGAUCUGCAGGCUCAUCCCUAGCUUCCUCUCCACAGCAGUCAGAAAGCAGUCACCCCCAGGAGAAGGGACAGACAACUCCAGACACUGAGGCUGCAGAUGAUGUGGCAUCAAAGAGCCAGGAUGUCAGCUUGUGCUUGGAGGACAUCAUGGAGAAGCUCCGCCAUGCAUUCCCCGGUGUGCGAAGCUCUGAUGUGACUGCCAACACCCUACUGGCUUCUUGAUGGAGCCAGAUCCCUGUUCCAUAAUCCAUAGUCCUCUCCUGAUUCUGGUCAAAGACUUCCCUCAGCCUUCACCUAACCUUUCCAGUCCCCACUGGCCCCACAUUCCUUAACCAGAGUUAUUUGGGCUCCAGGUAGCAACAAGGAUCUGGUGGCAUGUGAGGGAGUGGGAUCAGGGGAAAAGUAGGAAUGAUUCCUCUGACUCUAGAAAUGUGCCCUUUAACCCUCAAGUUUGAGACCAGUCCCUUACUUUACCCUUUGGUUACAGUCCAAGCAUAUAGCACGUGGCUAUUCAGACAAGGGGCAGAGACACUGCCUUACAGAGCUAAGCAGUCCCCACUGGCCCCUUUUCCUUCUUCACUGAAUUAUGGAGAGGGAAAAGGCUAAUGACCCCAAGGUGGGAGUAUUACGAAUCUACAGGGAUUAUCCCUACUUCCUAGCCCAUUCAGGUAGGCAAAAGGGUAUCCCUGAGACCCUCUUCCAAAAUGUCCCUAAAGAAAUAUGGGCAGGGUGUGUACUAAUUACUUCAGUUCCAAGGCAUAGUUCUAACUCUGGAUUCUACCUACAUGUUGUUUCCUCUGAAUGUCUUCAGUUCCUUCUAUCACAGUCCAUGGCAGACCUUCCUUGAGGAGGAAACCGUUCAUUCUAGUUUCUGCCUCCACCUUACAUUUGGAAAUAUUAUAGAAAUAUUUGUGGAUUUAGGUAUUUUUCCCUGACCCUCCUCUUUUCUGAAGGCCUCAGCAUCCCAUGAGACGCACAAAGAUACUCUGGAAAUCUAGCUGAAGCCCUCCUUUGCUCUUCUGAAUCUGUCCUCACAGACCUGGGGUAGAAGUGACAGCUUGCUCAGCAAGGGAGUCUUUCUCUCUUUGAGUGUGAAAGGGGAAGCCACUCUCUGUCUUGGAGGAGUAUGACAGCCUGCCACCCUUCCAGGCUGUGACCCUUCUAUCUCUUAAGUGGAAUCAGGUGAGGUGGCUGGGUGUCUCCAGGUGAGGAUAAGGCAGUUGUCACUGGCCAAUUUGAAUAGUGGUACCUUCCUAGGAUCCACUGACCAUGAAUCAGAAAGUUGGCCACUUUCUACCCAGACAACUGUGAGGCCUUCCUAUGCAGAAAACUGUUAUUUCUAACUCUGGAAGGUGAACCCAGCUCUCUGAACUAACACUUCCUAGACAACAUAUACCAUGACCCCUUUAUCCAGAAACUGUGCACAGUAGAUAGUGGGGCAUAGGUUGGAUGAGAGGGCUUGGGAACUUUGAGCAGAGUCAGAGUCUGCUUAGGUUCCUUUUUUCGAAGGAGAACUUUGUUUUCCCACCAGAGCCCUGCAGUCAACUUCAUUUGCCUGAGUUUAUAUAUAUACGUAUCUACUGUACAUCAGUGCUCUCCCAGCCUCACUCAUACAUUAAAUUAUAAUACCUCUUGAAGUAUGAAUGUUCUACCUUGCUCUUUGUUAGCCUCAGCCUCUGGUUGGAAAGAUAGAUAGAUACAUCCUGGUUGCUUCCCUAGGAUCUUUCUCCAUUGAGGUUUGGGGUAAGCUGCCCUCAAGACCAAAGCAACAAAAGUCUGUGUCCACAGAGAAAUCUAACUGGAAGAAUCACUCUGUUCUCUUCACUCAUUCUAAAUCAUGUUCCCUUGAGAUCUGAGCAUUGGGUGAAUUUUCCUGGGUACCCUGAAACUGGUUCAGGUGGCAAAAUAGAGCAGAUCCAAGUCCCACCUACUCUAUGCAGAAAAGAAGAAACAAAAAAGCCUUUUCUAGACUAAACCACAGAAUACAUCCUCUAGCCCCUACAAGUUUCUAAGGUCUGGCUCAGGGCCUUAAAAGUAGCAGUUGCCACCAAAAUCAGGAGGAAAUGAGAUUGUUGAAGUGCUGUGUUGAAGUGCCAGUUGAAGUGGGUGGAACUGCUGGGAACCUAGAUUGGUCUGCUCCAGGGAAGGUAGGCAGUAAGCUUGGGUCCAGAAAACAAGGAUUGGCUCUUCCACCAGUAUGCCACAGGUCCAGGGUGUCAGACCUCAUAUCACAAUAUCUCCCUCAGUGUUUGUAAGGUCUCUAGGCAGGAAAAGUGGGUAUCUGAAUGUAUGGUGAGCAAGUGGUAGGCAGGCAUCAGACAAAGAACCUGGUCAUCAGUCACAAUGAGGCAUUUUUGUAGGAGCCUAGAUUGUGCACAGGAAUGGAAUACAAAAAAUAUGAGUCAGAGGACUCAAGAACUUCGAGACAUGUGCCCCUUAGGGGCAGAUGUUAGGGAACAGUAUUUUACCAGGAAUGCCCUGCCCACAAGAGCUCUUGGACUGCUGAGGGCCUGUGGCAACUGUGGCAAUGGGCCAGACAUGGUAAGGCAACAACAACAACAACAACACAUGUAGAUCUUGUUAUGUAGGAUUUGUGCUAUAGGUGGACGGAAGUAGCAGGUCAAGAGUCGAAUUCUCACUAAGUGGGUCACUGACACUUUGUGGUCUUGUGUUUACCUGUAAUGCCUGAGGUGAGUAUACCACUCAAGAAUCCAGUGACAGUCACUGCAGCAUGUGUGGGCAGUUUGUCUCCCAUGAGGUAAAUGAAUCCUUGAGCACUGUGAAUCCAAAUCAGGGUUAGAUUUACCAAAAUAUAUUAUGUGUUAGGGAUCUGUUAUGUACUGUGUCUCCUAAAGAUAUUAUGCAUGGUUCUGUGUAGUUUAUGGCCCUGUACUAGAAGGAUGGUAAAGGCAGCUGCUGGGUUUAUUGCUUAGAGAAAAUCUUCUGAUUUGUGUAAUCAACAUCAGUGAUAAUGGAUGUGAAUGUUUGCUAGAGUCGUUGUCAAAUGGUAUCAGGGAACAGUUAGGACUGAUAUGAAAUUCAUUCAGGACGGAACUUGUUAGAGGACAAAAAGCCAUUGCAAGGGUACCCCUGCUUCCAUCUAAAGCAAAGUGGAUUCACAUUGAUUGGCAUUUGGGAAGGCUUAUUGGCUGGAGGACUCAAGGCUAUGGAAUGGUUCCCUAGAAAGCGUCCCACCCAGGAGGAACAUGGGCCUUUCCCUUCAGAAUGGAAAGGCUGGAAUAAAGGCUCUCAAGUGUCUAUUUCCUUUAGGGCCAAAGUUAGAAAAUACUUCAUACAGAGAAACUUGUUCAUUUCUGAUAUUCCAAACACUGAGCUAGUAGGCCACAGUAAUGAGAAAUGCUGAGGCCAAGCAGAGGCCAAUCAUAGGAGUUGUUUUCCCAUCAGAAAAGGAUUUCUGAAGAAUACACAUGCCAUCUGGGAUAGACGUUUAAAAGUGAUUGGGCUUCAUGUCCAGCUUCAGGCUAGAGAAUUCUUUGAACUCACAUUCACAAUGGCAGACUCAUGGCCUCUGGGACCAUUUCUUGCCAGUAAUUCCAUCCAGUUUUCCUUGACAGAGUUGAUACAUAACAAAGAAAGUGGCUACCUUAGCACAAACAGUCCUGAGAGAGAAUCAGGAGGCCCUGUCCUAGGAGUAUGGAGACGUAGCUUCUCAGCUAGGCAGCUCUAUCUCUGGGCCCCCCUGUGAAAACCUGGCCCUUGGAACAAAGGAAUACUUUAGUGACUUCUCACUGUUUUAAAACAAAUGACUGUGGAAGAGGGAAAGGCUCAAGGCCCGUGCCCUGCUUCCAGUAUCCAUAUCCUCCCACAGCUCCCAUAUUUGGGAGGGGACCUGAAGCUUCUUGUUGUCCCCAGGGCAGUAUCGAGGCCAGAAUGAGGCCUUCUAUGCUGCUUGCUGGCUGCAAGAACUGAUCACAAGGAUGAGAAUUGGAGGAGGAAUUUGGGGGAGGUGGCAUGCAAUUGUAGAAAAGUUCAGUAUAAAACAAUGGGGCUGAGAGCAAAUUGGUUAACUUUGCCACUCACUGUGGUGCUUUACCCCUUUGAAUUCUGCU
Heterocephalus glaber (naked mole-rat) is the source of this 7114-nucleotide messenger RNA. RefSeq names its product dystrophin related protein 2 (gene Drp2). Lineage: Eukaryota; Metazoa; Chordata; Mammalia; Rodentia; Bathyergidae. Gene Ontology annotation, molecular function: protein binding; zinc ion binding. Gene Ontology annotation, biological process: synaptic signaling. Gene Ontology annotation, cellular component: plasma membrane. The record is from RefSeq and is a predicted model, not a curated record.